CCAUCCACAGACUGUAAGGUACAAGUGCCACAAGGAGACUAUAUUCCGCUAAAAAUAAUGGAUGGAACAAAGCCGGCCAUGGAGUCCAACGCAGAGGAGACUCAAGACGAGGGACAGGAGAGCAAAGGAUGCUUCGAGUGCUGCAUCAAGUGUCUAGGCGGGGUGCCCUACGCCUCCCUGGUGGCCACUAUCCUCUGCUUCUCAGGCGUGGCUCUGUUCUGCGGCUGCGGCCACGUGGCGCUGACCGGCACCCUGACCAUGCUGGAGAACCACUUCUCUAGGGUCACCAGCGACCAUGCCACCCUCGCCAUGGUGAUCCAGAUCUUUCAGUACAUCAUCUACGGGAUUGCUUCCUUCUUCUUCGUCUACGCCAUCAUCCUGCUGGCUGAGGGCUUUUACACCACCAGCGCCAUCAAGAAGGAGCUGCAGAGUGACUUCAAGACCACCGUCUGUGGACGCUGUAUCACUGCCUUCUUUAUGUUCCUGACCUACAUCCUCGCCCUGGCCUUCCUCGCCAUCUUCGGCUUCACGGCAAUACCCGUUUUGCUGUUCUUCAACAUGUGGAAUACCUGUGCUGCCAUGAAGUCUCCUGACGCCAACAUCACCUCACCUGAUUCCAUCUGUGUGGACGUCAGGCAGUAUGGUAUUAUUCCCUGGAACGCCACACCGGGAAAAGCUUGUGGAGCCACACUGGGCGACAUCUGUAACACCAGCGAGUUCUACCUGUCCUACCACCUCUACAUCGUUGCGUUCGCCGGCGCAGGUGCCACCGUCAUCGCAUUGAUCCACUACCUGAUGAUUUUGGCGGCCAACUGGGCCUACCUGAAGAGUGCCGUCUCCACGCACGAGUACCAGGACAUCAAGACCAAGGACGACCAGGAUCUGGAGGCCGAGGCACGCUCCAAGGAGGGCCAGAACUCCUCCUCCUACUCAUAAGGACGAGCGGUCCUCUCCUGCCACCACCCAUCUCUCCACAUCUCAACCCCCACCCUGCAACACCCAACACCCACCCCUCCCUUUGUUAAAAACAAACCACCUCGGUCAUGUUUGAUAGUCCCCCAACCUCCUGAUUCUCCAUCCUCUUCCCUUCCUCGAUGUUUAUUAAGAGCUGUGGGCUCACACCGGAGGGGAAGAGAAUAGAGGCUCAGGAGAAGCGGCAGGCCCAGACGGAGGCAGAUGCUUCAGAACGGGAGAGCUCGCCCGUCGGCGUCGAGCUCAGGUACGAUAUAUCAGUUCAGAAGCGUCUCCUCCCCCGUGCUUUUGGGCGCCGGCUCGUGAACGUGGCCCGGCUGUGAUGGCCUCGCGCCCUGAGCCAGCACAGCCUCUCAACACACAACUCCUAACAGCCUAAAAAAACAUUGUUUACUGUCUGCUUCAGCCACAGGGAAGCCAGGCAGCGACCAACUUCCUCCGUUUUUUGGUGUUUUAUAUGCAUAUAUAUAUGAAUAUGAAUAUAUUGUGCGAAUGUGUAUGAAUGUUGUUGUUUUUUUUAAUACUCUCUGAAAGUAUGCCAGGUACUAUUAUGAUCUUUCUUCUUCUUUAUGUUUUUGCGCUCAUAGGUUUUUCUCCUUUUCUUUCUUCUCCAUCUUAGACUUUUUAUUGCUAUUGCUCGAUACGUUGUUGCACUAUUACGAAACAAAAAAUAUAAGGGAGAAGAAAAUCCCUUAAACACAAAGCACCCAAGCCCCCCUCUGUCAUAGAAAUACCUAAAAUACUCAAAUCAUGUGGUAUCUCAAGGAUUAUUGUGCAUUUACAUGAUCAGAGUUUAUUUAUCCACCAAGGUAGUAACCGUUAAUUUACGACGAGAGGUGUAGCUAAAUUUAAUUAAAGGAAUAAUUGUGGGAAAUAUGCUAAUUCAUUUUCUUGUCAAAAGUUAGAUGAGAAGAUUGACAUCAGUCUCAUGUCUGCUUGUUAGAUAUGAAGCUACAGCCAGUACCCGGCUAGCUUAGGUUAGCAUAAUGACUGAAAAUGGGUAAAAAGAUAGCCUGGCUCUUCGUUCGUAACAAAAUCCACCUACCAGCAACUCUAAACCUCACUAAUUACCACAGUGAAUCUUGUUUCCUUAAUCUGUACAAAUAAAAUUGAAGUUUAAAACAACAAAUUGUGGUUUUAUGGGGAGGUUAAGAACCAGACUAUUCCCUGGCUAGCAUAGUGACUUCCUGAUGGCUAUGCUAACCAUAAUACCCACGUAAAACCACAACUUGUCAUUUUUACACUUUGGUUUUUGUGGGAAUUGAAAAAACAAGAUAUAUUGUAUUAAUUUAUGAGCUUGGUAGACUGAUUUUGUGUCUUGUGAAGCCAAGCUAGCUGUCUCUAGCAGUGUUUUAAGAUACUGUAACCUAAGCUAACCGGCUGCUGGCAUUAGCUUGAAAUUUACCUUAAGAACAUGAAAGUGGUGUCAAUGUUCCCAUCUAACUCUCCGCGAAGAAGUGAAUAAGUGCAUUUCUCAGAAUGUCGAACUAUUCCUUAGAAGACCUUUAUGGUUUUUGCUACACUCUUCACCAGCGGCAGUAGAAAUCAAAGAUAAAUCUGUCCGGGUCUUUUAACACAAAAAAAGACACACACCUCAGGAAUCAAACCAAAUCUGAGUUUCACAAGUUGUGUUCUUUUCCAAAGCUUCACCAUCUAAACACUAACCCUGACCAGAUUCAUACACCGUCCUGUGUGAAUUAUUCCGUCAUUUUCUAAAAUUCCUCCUUUUGCCAAUGAAGUUCACCUGUAAAUAGCCGAAUCACCCGAAAAGAUCUCGAUUCACACCUCUCCCAAAACAGGGAGAGCACAGUCAGUGUUUUGCCAUGCUCUAUUAUUUUUUUUCCACAGAUAUAUGUAAAUGUACCCUUUGAGAUAUGUGUUUAGCACUCAAAUACUAGUUCUGCAUUUGAUAUAAUAAUUGUAACGUAACAUCUUGAAUGAUAUGUCGUGAGAGGGACACAGUGCAGUCAUGAUAUAUGAUAUGAUAUGGCUUGGGGUGCUUGUGACGUAUACAUUUUAAAACAUGACAAAAAAAUAUGGAAAUUGAUUUUUAAUGUUUUAUCAGUUUUAGGCAGCUGAGUUGUUGUUGUGAUUCAGUAACUAUGAUUUUAUUGAACUUGUUUCUGCUUAUUUUUUCGACGGCCAGCCAAACGAGUGACUCAUCAACAUGUGAGUUGAGAAAAAAAGUCACUUGUUUUCUUUCCUUUUCUUUUUAACGUCAUGCCUCUCAUAUGAGCCACAGAGACUGUUUUGGAUGUUUACACUCUGAAUAAAACAAGUCAGGAAUUUUCAUACAUUCAUUUUAUAAUCAGACAUGCUUUAAUAAUCAUGAACUAUAUUCUAUAUUGAUCAUCACUGGUUAGUUUACCCUCAAAAAAAAAAAUGAAGAAGAAAACUUUUUGAAUUUUGAUGAGAUGAAGCAUGUCAGUAUCGUCCAUGUGUGCAGCUGUCUAUUCUGUAUAAAAAAGGACUAUAUUGCCAUGUGUGUUAUGUUUGAUAAAUAUACGUGCUUUGCCGGCAGGUUGAUGUAAAGACAAACUUCAAUUUCCUAUAAGACGAUGCGUGUCAGGGUGUUGUUGUUUCCUCGUUAUUUGCAUGAAGGAGACAUGACUGUGUCUUUACAGUUUUUCAGGUGAUGUGUAGUCAAUUGUACCGACAACUAUGGUAGGCGGUGUUUGCCCCCCUCCUCCACACCCCCCCCCCUCUCCACCCACUUUUCUAAAGAAAACUCCAUUGUACUUUGAUGGCAUUGUAGUCCCUGUAGGUGUUUCAUUAUGGUUUUAUUUUUUAAGUUGGAAAUAGUUCUAUGACUCCUAUAUAGUGAUGAUUUUUGUAACCUUCUCUAGUAAAACCGAUAUUUUUUAUUA
Chelmon rostratus (copperband butterflyfish) is the source of this 3839-nucleotide messenger RNA. Its product is annotated as neuronal membrane glycoprotein M6-b-like. The transcript is spliced from 7 exons. Lineage: Eukaryota; Metazoa; Chordata; Actinopteri; Chaetodontiformes; Chaetodontidae. Gene Ontology annotation, molecular function: structural constituent of myelin sheath. Gene Ontology annotation, cellular component: plasma membrane; myelin sheath. The coding region runs from base 58 to 936 and encodes 292 amino acids. The record is from RefSeq and is a predicted model, not a curated record. Gene Ontology annotation, biological process: axon development; central nervous system myelination.